Messenger RNA from Neocloeon triangulifer, 2762 nucleotides. RefSeq lists its product as uncharacterized. The transcript is spliced from 12 exons. The record is from RefSeq and is a predicted model, not a curated record. Lineage: Eukaryota; Metazoa; Arthropoda; Insecta; Ephemeroptera; Baetidae. Bases 702 to 1583 code for a protein of 293 amino acids. Gene Ontology annotation, molecular function: protein binding.
GGCUCGCCCUCGAUCAAGUAAGACGAGCGUUGUACGUUCAGUAGCCACGACAUUUUGGAGACGGGCCCCGCGGCCCGGCCCGGAGGCUUCAAGCCUGGCUUGCCCCUCGAGCGACGCAGCACGCAGCGGCCGCGCGCGCGACGUGAGCUUCAGCGCGGCUUCCUCGAAAAAGCGAGACGAUUUGGAGUCGGUUGCCUGUGCAGCCGUGGUUCUCGAACUGAGACUGCUGAGCGCGCCCCCAGCGCAGAGACUGCCCCAGGACUGCCCUGAUCUUGCCUUCCCUCGUCACACUUGUUGUGUGUGCCGAGUAUUUGACUCUUGCAGCGGUCCGAGACCUGAGCGCGCACACGAGCAAGACCGGCCCAUGUCGCGAUGAGCGUAAACAUUGACCACGGAUAUUUUGUCCACGUGCUGUUAAGGACCUUGAAACGGCCACUAUGGAGAUCAAAGUCAACGACAUAUUGAUAGUCCGCGACUCAAAUGAUCCAACAAUAUUACUUGUGAUUAAUGAAAUGGGACAGAAAUCGCAGGGACCAAGAGAUUCAUUCCAAAUUUUCCAUCAAAAUGAAAACCCUGCCGAUUAAUUUGUGACAAGAAAACCCGCUGAUUGUGAGGCUAGCAACAAAAAAGAGAAUCCCAAGUUGACAGUGGAUGAGGUAAAGACUGAGAAUGAGUAUGAUGACCCAGCCUUUAGGAAAUUUAUGGAGUCGCUGGAAAAAGAAAGACUUGAAUUCAACUGUGAACUAUACCAGAGUGUUGUUGCUAAGCACAAGGAAUUAUUCAAAGAUGUCAAACCAGAGGAAACAACAGGUUCCCAGGAUGAUUCCCUAUGUAUAUUGGAUGAUAUUGAGGAGAUUGACAUAAAGCCGCCACGAGUGCCACGACACAGAUUUCGCCAAAACCAAAACCUGAUUGAAAUGGAGAGUGCUUCAACAUCAAAACUAAAAAUUCCAUCUCUCAUGGACUCAUCUUUAGCAACAAAGCCUACUAGGGAUCAAGAUAUGGUCACAGUUCAAUGCAUUUACUUGCAGCCUCUCAACGACUACUUCAAGGUCAAAGGCAUGAGGGACUUCGCCGGAAAAGAAGGAGAACUCUCAUUUUCUGAAGGAGAAAUAUUAUUCAUUGCUGACGCCUCAAGACCACUUUGGUGGCAGGCCGAGAAUCGUUUCAAAGAGAGAGGACUAGUUCCAUCACAGUUUGUCCAGCAUGUACCUGCUAAUGUGCAAGUAAUUCAAGCCCAGCCGUCAGCUGAUGGCAAGAAGCUCCCACCUGGUUGCAAGAAGCCCUCACUAACACAAUUGGACAAAAUCUGGUUUCAUCUGACCCAGGGACUUUGUACCCCAAUGAUGCGAUACCAGACAAUUUUAGAUGAGAAGCCUGCUUCAGCAAAGCAUUACCAAGCAAAGAUCUUUCGCUCCGUCUUAGGGGUCCGCAUCCUAGUCACGGCUCAGUUGAGUCGAAAGGCUCGACGAAAUGAGAGUGAAAGUAUGCCGAUUAUUUUGGAUGAGGAGUUCCCCAGAGAAGUAGCAGCUGUAAUAGCUGCUACUGAUCUUUGGGCUGCUGAUCAAAAAGUCACCAAAUAACUCUCCCAGAUUGAAGCGAGAGAAAACCUCUCCAAUAUUUGCUCAGAAUUGCGUAAAUGCAACAGACGCCAUCAACUGAAGUACGCUGGAGAGCCACAAUGCCCCCCUGAUAUGAAUUUGCGCCUCGACCCAAGACAAGCAAAAACCAACACGUUUUGGGUUGAGCCUGGCAAGAAAUUCAUUUAGAGGCAUGAGACAUAUCUAAGUGGCGAUGAGACGGGAAAAGACAAUUACGUGAAGGUGUGUGUUUGUGUGGAUCUCUGCUAUACGCGUCUGCAUAACUCGCCUCUUGGACCAGAAGUUGGAAAGGUCACCAUUAUUUUUAAAGGAUAAACAGCGAAUCGUGGGGAUUUUGAUUUUAAGGAUUAAUGAUCUUGGUUCCCUAAUUUUAUUGAAUUUUGAUGGUUAAUUUUGUGAAUGAAAUUCUUAUAUGUAAGUCAAGAUGAUAAGGAAGCAUCUGUUUAAAACGGCUGACGAAGGAUAUAUAGGUUAGCAGUGUUGAAAGCGACUCAAUCAGAUACUCAAAGACAGAUUACAACAACAGCUAGAAAUUACUGGCUAAAAGACAAAUGAAAAGCAAUUGAUUUAAACACCGGAAACUCCGCUGUGUUUACAGAGGGGAUCAUUUUGGAAACUCGGCAGGCCAAACAGAUUUUGGCGGACAUUCAGGCUCGGCACGCCGAUAUUAUCAAUAAGCUGGAAAAUUCCAUCAGAGAGUUGUAUGAACAUGUUCAUAGAUAUGGCGAUUUGUUGGUCGAGAGCCAGGGUGGUCUCAUUUGAUAACAUCCAACGCCACGUAGAGUCUGCUGAAGAACCCCAUCGUUUAUAAAAAGUUCAUACACAUAAAACGUUUUAAAUAAUUAAUCCUCAUCUUUUGUCAAAACUGCUUUCAAUUGGUGCAUCCGAGUUUUCAAUAGCAGAAUAAUAUUUUUUUGAAGUCCAUCAACGCUUUCUGUGAAAUGUGAUUUUAUUUUUCAAAAUGUUGCUUUUCUUAAUUAGUAUUAGCGGCGCAUAUGUAACUAAAAACUAGAUCAACAAAAUAAGUGUUGUACUUUGCUUAAUUUCCACUAUAAUUAUGACAGAAAAGGAUGAUUAUUGUUUUUAUUAUUUGAAUUGAAACAUGAAUUAAAAUUUUUAAUAAAAGUGAUACCAGCAAAAAAAAUUAUUUAUUCUCAUUAC